Molecule: messenger RNA, 714 nt
Organism: Colletotrichum karsti
Lineage: Eukaryota; Fungi; Ascomycota; Sordariomycetes; Glomerellales; Glomerellaceae
Product: haloacid dehalogenase
Exons: 1
Coding region: 1-714 (237 amino acids)
Source: RefSeq, a predicted model, not a curated record
AUGUCAACCCCAUUCAAAGCUGUGUUCUUCGAUUUCAUGGGAACGUGUCUUGAUUGGCACUCCAGCGUCGUCAAGUCUUGGCCUUCAUCGGUUCCUCAAGAUGAAGCCUCCAAGCUCACUUUAGAAUGGCGCAGACAAUAUUUCAUCGAAAAUGACAAGCGCUUUCGCCAGGGCCUUGCCCCGGAGGACAUUGACGUGACGCUCGCGCGCGUUCUAGAAGGGGUACUCAGCCAGUCGCCAGACCACGCCUCUGUCCUCGAUGCAGAUACGAAAAAGAGGAUGGUCCAGUCGUGGCACUCUCAACCCGCAUGGCCUGAAGUUGGAAAAGCCAUUGAGAGUGUUCGCAAGGACCUCGACCUCGAGGUGUUCGUUCAUGCGAACGGUACCACUCGGUUGCAACUCGAUCUCACCAGGUCUUCGGGGUUGAGCUUCAACAUGCUGUUCUCCAGCCAGCUGCUGGGACUUUACAAGCCUAAUCUCGACGCUUACAAGAAAGCGUUGGAGCUUGUCAAGCUACAGGCGGAGGAAGUAGUCAUGGUUGCAGCGCAUGCGUACGACUUGCGUGCCGCUAAAACGUUGGGGAUGAAGACUGUUUACAUCCAUCGGUGGACUGACGACAUAGAUGAGGACAUGGAGAAGGUCAAGAAGGAGUUUGAUGCGUUUUUGGAGGGUAUGGAGGAGUUGCCUGCUGUGAUUAAGAAGCUUUCACACUGA